CCAUUUGGUUCGGGAGCAGUGGUUACAAAAAGAGGAACGAUUACUGACUCCCAGCACUAUUAAAUAACGAUAGUGAUUACAUAGCAUAACGAGCACAACGCGCACAGUAACGCACUUGCACAGACGGGCCAAAUCCAAGACCGAAGAUAAGUUCAAAGUUCGCUGACUUAAUCGAGGUUUACCCCCCCUCCCCCAAAAUGUACUGGCUGAAUCCUUUCUAUGUAUGAAAGUGCGCGUACGGUAUCCUGUUCCAAACGACCUAAGAUACUCAGUGGAAAGGAACCCACACUGGUGGAGACGCAAGCGAUGUCGUUCGAAUGUUGCGCGUGCUUUAGGUUGUGAGCACAAACUUGGAUUACUGCAGUUUUCCCCACUUUGCGCUACGGGGACGUUUGAACAGUCAUUUUAAUCGGUCGUUUCACUGCAUCUACCCUACCAGAUGAUCUGGAACAGUUGGUUACUUAACUUGCUGUCCCCUGCAGAUGAAUAGAGUCCCGGCUCCAGGCCUGUGCAGAAGAGAGCACAGCUCCGCCUAUGGCUCCAGCAGCAUCGCUCCGGCCCGCCCCUCGACUGCUCCACCAGCUCCGCCUCCUGGGCGCCCUGCUCCUGCUGGCCGGGGGCGUGGCCAGCAGCAGCUACCCCGCCCAGCCGUCACCGUCGCCAUGUCACCGGGUCGAGCAUCCAGUCUUCUCCCACACAGAAAUUGAGCCGUGGAUCCAUAGGUUCAGAGCCGAGGGCACGACUGAUUACUCACAGCUGACCUUUGACCCUGGCCAGAAGGAGCUGAUUGUGGGAGCUAGAAAUCACCUCUUCAGGCUAUAUCUGGAGGACCUGUCACUGAUUCAGGGGGAGCAUUGGCAGAGUGAUGAGUUUACUAAAGCUGCCUGUUUCAGUCGUGGCAAGUCUGAGGAGGAGUGCCAGAACUACAUCCGUGUCCUUCUUGUUAAAGGCGACAGGUUGUUCACCUGUGGAACUAACGCAUUCACUCCUAUUUGCACAAAUCGCACGCUGACCAACCUGACGCAGGUCCACGAGCAGAUCAGCGGCAUGGCCCGCUGUCCCUACAGCCCCCGCCACAACUCCACCGUGCUCCUGACCGCCAGCGGCGAGCUGUACGCCGCCACCGCCAUGGACUUCUCCGGCCGCGACCCCGCCAUCUACCGCAGCCUGGGGGGCCUGCCCCCCCUGCGCACCGCCCAGUAUAACUCCAAGUGGCUGAAUGAGCCGAACUUCGUGUCCUCCUACGACAUCGGCAACUUCACCUACUUCCUGUUCCGGGAGAACGCGGUGGAGCAGGACUGCGGGCGGACGGUGUUCUCGCGCGUGGCCCGCGUGUGCAAGAACGACGUCGGGGGCCGCUUCCUGCUGGAGGACACCUGGACCACCUUCAUGAAGGCGCGGCUCAACUGCUCCCGCCCGGGCGACGUUCCCUUCUACUACAGCGAGCUGCAGGGCACCUUCCUCCUGCCCCGGCAGGAGCUGCUCUACACCAUCUUCACCACCAAUGUGAACAGUGUUGCGGCUUCAGCUGUCUGUGUGUUCAACCUGAGCGCCAUCAACCAGGUGUUCCGGGGGCCCUUCAGGUACCAGGAGAACUCCCGUUCGGCCUGGCUGCCCUACCCCAACCCCAACCCCGACUUCCAGUGUGGCACCAUAGAUUACGGCUCCUACAUCAAUCUGACUGAGAGGAACCUGCAGGAUGCCCAGAAGUUCCUCCUGAUGCACGAGGUGGUGCAGCCGGCCACGCCCACGCCGCGCUACCUGGAGGACAGCGUGCGCUUCUCUCACAUGGUGGUGGACGUGGUGCAGGGUAGAGACAAGGUCUUCCACGUCAUCUACCUGGCAACAGAUCACGGAACCAUUAGGAAGGUCCUGGCUCCGCUGAACCGGUCUCUUAGCAGCUGUGUGCUGGACGAGAUCGAGCUCUUCCCCCCGAGGAAGUCUCAGCCAAUCAGAAGCCUCCUGAUCCAGCCCAAACGCAGCGUUCUGUUUGUGGGGGUCCAGGAUCAGGUGAUCAGGGUCCAGCUGAAGCGCUGCGGCUUCCACAAGACGAGAGAGGCAUGUGUGGAGGCCAGAGAUCCCUAUUGCGGUUGGGAUCUGGGACAGAAGAGGUGCACCACCUUGGAUGAGAAUCAUAGCAUUAGCCAAUGGGAGCAGAGCAUCACGGAGUGUCCUAGGAAGAAUGUGACCGUGGAUGGAAGGUUCGGGCUGUGGUCUGGGUGGCGGUCCUGUAGUCAUAGCGACGAGGGCGUGGCUGGGUCCUGCCUGUGCAGAACCCGGUCCUGCGACAGCCCCAGUCCGCAGUGCGGCGGUCGGACCUGCACGGGUUUGAGCGUCGAAGUCACCAACUGCUCCAGAAAUGGCGCCUGGACUCUGUGGUCGCCCUGGGCGCCCUGCAGCACGAGCUGCGGCAUCGGCUUCCAGGUCCGCCAGCGCGCCUGCAGCAGCCCCGCCCCUCUCCACGGGGGACGAGUGUGCGUGGGCCAGAGCCGCGAGGAGAGGUACUGCAACGAGCACCUUCCCUGCCCUCCGCACGUUUACUGGUCAGGCUGGUCGCCAUGGGAACGCUGUUCGGUGCCCUGUGGAGGAGGGGUGCAGUCGCGGCGUCGGGCCUGUGAGAAUGGGAACGAGUGUCCCGGCUGUGGCCUGGAGUUCCAGUCCUGUAACAGUUUCCCCUGCCCGGACCUGAAGAAGACCACGCCCUGGACUCCCUGGGCUCCAGUGAACAUCUCUGACCACGGCGGCCAUUACGAGCAGCGUUUCCGCUACACCUGCAAGGCCAGUGUGCCGGACCCUUCCCUGCUGGAGGUGGGCCGCCAGAGGAUUGAGAUGCGCUACUGUUCCAACGACGGGUCCACAGGAUGCUCUACUGAUGGAGACCUCCUGCGGUCCAGCCGGAUCACGUCCCCCAUGGUCAACGGCGGGUGGUCACCCUGGGGCUCCUGGGCCCAGUGCAGCCGGGACUGCGGGCGUGGCAUUCGGAACCGAAAACGCGUCUGCAGCAGCCCCGAGGCCAGAUACGGGGGUAUUCCCUGCCUGGGGCCGGCUCUGGAGUACCAGGAGUGCAACAUCAAUCCCUGCCCAGUGGAUGGUGGCUGGUCGUGCUGGUCUCCCUGGUCUAGGUGCUCCCUGCCGUGUGGAGGGGGACACUACACGCGCACACGGACCUGCAGCAGCCCCCCUGCUGCCUACGGUGGAGACAUCUGCCUGGGUCUGCACACUGAGGAAGCCCUGUGCAACACCCAGCCCUGUCCAGAGAGCUGGUCGCCAUGGUCACGCUGGUCCCAGUGUGAGCCCACUGGCGUGCAGGUCCGUGUUCGCCACUGCAACAUCCUCUUCCCCACUGGCAGCCAGUGCACAGGGAACAGCACAGAGACCCGGGCCUGCACCUACGACUCCAACCUGAUCCCAGAAUCCAUUGCACAGUCCAGUCUGGAAAAGAGACGAUGUGAAGCUGAUUUUAACUGGUUCCACAUGCUGGCCGUGGGUCUGAGUAGCAGCAUCCUGGGCUGUCUGUCCACCCUGCUGGUCUACACCUACUGCCAGCGCUAUCAGCAGCAAUCCCACGAUGCAACGGUCAUCCACCCCGUGACUGCCACCCCGCUCAACACCAGUGUCACCAACCACAUCAACAAGCUGGAUAAGUAUGACUCUGUGGAGGCCAUGAAGAUUUUCAAUAAAAACAACUUGAUUUUAGAGGAGCGGAAUAAGUACUUCAGUCCCCGCCUGGCCACGAAGACUUACGCUAACGCCUACUUCACAGACCUGAACACCUAUGAUGAUUAGCGUUGGGCUUCCGGUGGUAGGCUGUCCAUCCUGAUGACGUCACCCUCUGUGCUGAGUCAAGGAGCUUUUUCACUCAGUGAUUUGCAUUGACAUUUUCGCCUUUUUCUAUGGACCUCAUUGUGGUUACUUCACUACUAGCCCUCAAACAGAAAAGCUCCAAGCCAGCCAAAGGACAUCAGUGGUUUUUCAGGUGUCUGGGAGAAAACACAAUUUCAGUGACUCUUCUCAGCUCUGAAAAUGCUGCAGUGAAGGCCUGUUGGGGGUAGGAGGGGUGACUUUUUGAAAAAUAUGUUUUUGUUGAAAAUAAAGAGCAAGUAAACACUCUAUCAGUCAGAAACCCUGUGGAGAGAGAGGGUACUGGAUGACUGCAUGACUUCACUGAAUAUGCUGCCUGUUGCCUCAUGUCUGCAUGGUCACUUCAUCCCAAAGGCAUUGGGCCUUUGCUGGGUUCUGAGGGUAAACAGAGAGAGAAAAGAUCUGAAUGAAAAUAAAUUGUCCUUCAAAAAACAAGGGAUAUGCCUAACCUGUGCAAGAAUGUGUUGUCCUUCUAAUUGGUCCCAGCAAGCAUAAUGAAGGCAUGAGUAACCCUGUUCAAGGAUGUGACAUCCCAAUUAAACAUCAUGCAGGGUGAGAGUUAUCAGAGUUACCGGAACCCUACACGCAGCUUGGACUCCAUUGAGUUCGGUAGGGCUGGAGGUAUGAUUAGGGCUUGUUAUGGCAGUAGGGGAAUGGCUACGAAGAUCACAUCUGCUGAAAGGAAGCAUUUUGACGAGACUGCCAUUUCUUCUGGCAGAUCUGUCUGUCUGUCUGCCACCAUUCUUCUGACCAGCAGAGUGUGGACUGAUAUGCGUGCCUGCUGUCCAGGGCUGCCCAUCCGGAGUUAGACAGCUGAGGUGUGGAUGGGCCUCUGGAAAUAUGUAUUCAUGUUUUCUAAAUGCCUUUGUUGGAAAUUGUCAAAAUAUCAUUGUGAAAGUGUGCAGCGAAUCCAUGGUCAACCAUAUGCCUUUGUAGUUUAUUAUUGUUUGGGUUAGCACAGUGCAGCAAAAGGCCCAAAUUCAGUCUAACCCUCCAUGCGCUUUUUGUCUUUAAAUUGGAAUAAUAAACUUGAAUGUUUGUUUGUAAUUUGAAAUAAAAUGUUUUAUUUUUUACUAUUACAGCUGCUGUGAGUUCGGUAGUUUAACAAUAUAAAUAUGGACAUUUAAAAAUAACACCUUAGUUGCAAGUAAAGAUGAGGACACAAUGAUUUGAGGUCACAGUUGAUUGAAUCUGGGCCUAGAUCUUUGGCAGUGUUUCAACCUCAGAACAAAUGCAUGUUCUAUGUUGGCUGGUAACAGUGGACUUCUGUCUCGAUGUGCAAAGAUCAACCAUACCUUAGUGCUAAGAAAAAAUAAUUGAUAAGCAGCACGUGUUUUUUUUAAUACUUUGGGGGGGGAACAAACAUGUUGUUGUCAGAUUUGAUGAGAUAACAUGCAGAUCACUGUCAAUACUCCUUUCUGUGGAGAUGCUUGACAAAAGUUUAAGUGACUUUUUUCUUAACACACUUUGGAAGUGAUUUAGUUUACAUUAUAACUAAUUAACCUUUUGUUUUGGCUCAUCCAACAAAUUAAUGAGAAGCAUUUAUAAAUGACAUUGAUUAUAUAUAAACCUUAAUUGCUUUUAACAUAUUUUGUAAUAAUGUAGUUUGAUUGUGUAUUUAAACAAAGUGUUUGUUUCUUAGAAAAUAAAUAUUAAAUUGUAAGUAUGAAAAACAUGA
Molecule: messenger RNA, 5539 nt
Organism: Anguilla anguilla (European eel)
Lineage: Eukaryota; Metazoa; Chordata; Actinopteri; Anguilliformes; Anguillidae
Product: semaphorin-5A-like
Exons: 22
Coding region: 535-3786 (1083 amino acids)
Biological process (GO): axon extension; positive regulation of cell migration; axon guidance
Molecular function (GO): semaphorin receptor binding; chemorepellent activity
Source: RefSeq, a predicted model, not a curated record